Talaromyces rugulosus is the source of this 1185-nucleotide messenger RNA. RefSeq lists its product as uncharacterized. The coding region runs from base 1 to 1185 and encodes 394 amino acids. The record is from RefSeq and is a predicted model, not a curated record. Lineage: Eukaryota; Fungi; Ascomycota; Eurotiomycetes; Eurotiales; Trichocomaceae. The transcript is spliced from 3 exons. Gene Ontology annotation, molecular function: uracil DNA N-glycosylase activity. Gene Ontology annotation, biological process: base-excision repair; base-excision repair, AP site formation via deaminated base removal. Gene Ontology annotation, cellular component: nucleus; mitochondrion.
AUGGCGUCUCUCAAACGCGGCGCCAAUCAGCUCUCUGGGAACGCUGCCAAAAAGCCCAAAGCCAACUCUAGCAUCACAUCUUUCUUUGGAGCUCCCAAGCCAAAAGAGAACGGAACUGCUGCUGCUGCACCUCCCAGUAGCUCUCGAUUCAACAAGGAAAAAUGGGUAUCCUCCUUGACUGCAGAGCAAAAGGAGUUGUUACAGCUUGAAAUCAACACCCUCGAUGAGAGCUGGCUGGCUCAUCUAAAGGACGAAGUCGUCUCCCCGGAAUUUCUCAACCUGAAACGCUUUCUCAAGAAAGAGAAGGAUUCCGGGGUUACUAUCUUCCCUCCAGAGAGUGACAUUUAUUCAUGGUCCCGAUACACUCCUCUACACACAGUCAAGGCAGUCAUCCUCGGCCAGGACCCCUAUCAUAACCAUAACCAAGCCCAUGGACUCUGCUUCUCGGUCCGCCCUCCAACAAAGGCCCCUCCAUCUCUUAAAAACAUCUACAAGGGAAUCAAAAACGACUACCCAUCGUUUGAAAUCCCCGCCAACGACGGGUUGUUGACACCCUGGGCUGAGCGAGGCGUUCUCAUGCUCAACGCUUGUUUGACCGUGCGCGCCCAUAAUGCAAACAGUCACGCGAACCGUGGCUGGGAAAGGUUUACGCAAAAGGCUAUUGACAUUGUUGCGCGAGUGCGCACACAUGGCGUCGUGUUUUUGGCCUGGGGCUCGCCCGCUGGGAAGCGGGUUGCUGGAGUCAACAAGCAGAAACAUUGCGUGUUGCAGUCUGCUCACCCAAGUCCGCUGAGCGCCCACCAUGGAUUCCUUGUUAACCGCCAUUUCCAAAAAUGCAACGAGUGGCUCUCCGAACGGUACGGACAAGACUCGAUGAUCGAAUGGAGCUUGAACCCGAAGAAGCCCGUCCUGACUCGAAAAUCUGCGGACCAGCAGCAGGUCAUCGAGCCUCUCGCUGACAGCAAGCAAGCUAACAAAAAGCCGAUUGACCCUGCCGACCAAAAGGACGACAAGACUAACAAUGUGGAGGACGCUGCUGUUGAUUUGCUGUGUGACGAGGAUGACCUCGACGCACUCGAGGCUUUGGCUGCCGCUGAAAACGAUAUUCCUCCUCCAGCGGUGGCUGCUGAGAAGAAGUCUUCAGAAGAAGAGGAUAAAUCGGAGCCCAAGAGUGACAGCAAUUAG